Bicyclus anynana (squinting bush brown) is the source of this 2846-nucleotide messenger RNA. RefSeq names its product putative aldehyde dehydrogenase family 7 member A1 homolog (gene Aldh7A1). Lineage: Eukaryota; Metazoa; Arthropoda; Insecta; Lepidoptera; Nymphalidae. The record is from RefSeq and is a predicted model, not a curated record. The coding region runs from base 656 to 2263 and encodes 535 amino acids. Gene Ontology annotation, molecular function: aldehyde dehydrogenase (NAD+) activity. The transcript is spliced from 8 exons.
CAUAGUAAUAUGUUUUUUAAAAGAAUAUUUGACAAGAAAUUUCAUAUCUUUUGUUAAUGACCAACAUUCCUACUUGGACGGGCAAGAUAUGACCUAUGAGCUCUCUGUGUUGAGUCCUUUACCUUAAAGCUGUUGAGGCUUUUUAUAUUUAUAGUUAUAAAACUUUAAAGUAUUAAACAUGUUACGGUAUUUAAAGAGCAGGUUGAUAAUUAUGUCCCCACACAUUAAACCAAUUUUUUGUAGCUUUUACAAAUGUGUGUAAAACAUUUAAAUGCACUGAAAAUUACACUUAAUUACGAAGCCAUUAGCUGUUUUUUUGCAUUAUUGGAAUAUUCUACUUAUCAUAGCUAUCUAUUUUAAUGUUGUUACGUAAUUUAGGUAAUUUAUGUAUGUUAAAAGUAAAUGUUCUCUUUUAAAGUACGAGUAUAGGUACGUACAUAAAAGUAUACUAAAUCAACAAGAUAAGGAUAUACCUAAUUAGAUAUAAAUAAUAUAUUGGCAAUAACAUAAUCGAUGCGGUGACCCAGCAACUGAGUUAUCGGCAAUGCGAACGAUAUGACGAAAUGUACGUUUUAUUGUUCACAAAUAGAAAUGUUUUAUCUGUUUGUACGGUGGUAUCACUUUCGCAAAUAGUUGACUCGAGCUGGUCGUUCCGAUGAGCCGUGUUCUGUGCCGUAGUGUUAUAGCUCUGCGUUUGAGGUUGCCAAUGGCUCGACACGCGUCCUACCUCAUUGACGAUCCGAAUUACUCUUUCUUGAAGGAUCUUGGAUUGGAUAAGAAGAAUGUGGGCGUGUUUAACGGUAAAUGGGAAGCGAACGGUCAGCUAAUACAAUCCUAUAGUCCAGCAAAUGGCAAAGUGAUAGCAGAAGUGCAAUCAGCCAGCGCAGCCGACUACGAAGCGUGCGCGAAAGCUGCCCAAGACGCCUGGCACGCGUGGGCGGAACUACCCAUCCCCAGCCGGGGGGAGAUUGUGCGACAAAUCGGGGACGCACUCCGGGAGAAAUUACAGCCGCUUGGACAAUUAGUUUCACUGGAAAUGGGUAAGAUUCUUCCCGAAGCGAUAGGGGAGGUGGUGGAGUACAUCCACGUGUGCGACCUGGCGCUGGGGCUGUCGCGCACGCUGCCCGGGACCAUCUUCCCGUCCGAGCGACCCGGUCACGUGCUCAUCGAGAAAUGGAACCCGCUCGGGUUGAUUGGUGUCAUCACUGCCUUCAACUUCCCCGUGGCUGUGUUUGGAUGGAACAGUGCUAUAGCUAUGGUUUGCGGCGACGUCAGCAUAUGGAAACCUUCAGACACCACGCCGCUCACCGCGGUGGCUGUCACCAAGAUAGUUGAGAGCGUGCUCGUGAAGAACAACAUCCCCGGAGCGGUGGCGGCGCUUUGCGUCGGCGGGAGAGACAUCGGCCACACGCUGGUACAGGACCGGCGGGUCAAGCUGGUCUCCUUCACCGGCAGCACGGCUGUGGGACAACAGGUGGGAGUGGAAGUGCAGAAACGGUUCGGGCGCCACCUGCUGGAGCUGGGCGGCAACAACGCCAUCAUCGUCAACUCGGACGCCAAUCUCGACCUGCUGCUCAACGCGGCGCUGUUCGCAUGCGCCGGCACCGCGGGACAACGCUGCACCACCACCAGGAGACUGCUGAUACACCAACAAGUAUUCGAUGAAGUGGUGUCGAGGCUAAAGAAAGCAUAUGCGAGUGUGGUGAGCCGAAUCGGCGACCCUCUGUUACCGGAGACGCUUAUAGGGCCGCUGCACACGCCGGCGGCGGUGGAAGCGUACAAGAGCACAGUCGCAGAGGUUGUGAAACAAGGAGGCACCAUUGAAUUCGGAGGAAAGGUGAUCGAACGCGAAGGCUACUUCGUGGAGCCGACCAUCGUGACAGGACUGCCUCACGACUCGCCGCUGGUCAAGAGCGAGUGCUUCGCGCCCAUCGUGUACUGCAUACCCAUCGCUGACCUCGACACCGGCAUCCAGUACAACAACGAGGUCGACCAGGGGCUGUCCUCCAGUGUCUUCACUGAGAACUUGGGCGAUGUAUUCAAGUGGAUCGGUCCGCACGGCUCGGACUGCGGCAUCGUGAACGUGAACAUCCCCACCAACGGCGCGGAGGUGGGCGGGGCUUUCGGCGGCGAGAAGGCGACGGGCGGGGGACGGGAGUGCGGCGCCGACGCGUGGAAAGCCUACAUGCGUCGCGCCACCGUCACUAUCAAUUACUCCGGCACCAUCAAGUUGGCGCAGAACAUUAAGUUUGGCGACGAGUAAAAAUUUUCUCGAACUACCCUCAAAUUGCUUUUUUGUUAUGUUUAACGAGUAUUUUAAUUUUGUAAAGUUUAUCAUUACACCACAAUAUUCCAAGGUGAUGUCUUUAUUAAAUGGAAUACUAAAACAAAAUGUUCCGGUACACAAUAUGUUGCGAUUUGUGAAGUUUUAUCACAAAAUAAAUUUAAAUACCCUCAAUUUAGUUUCCAGAAUUCCAGAAGAUUAAUUUUAUGUGCGAUUUUGUCACGUUUAUAAAACAUUUAAUUUAAUGUGCAUUGUCCUUUUUCGGAAAAAUCGUGAAACAGAAAUACUGGUUAGUAAAUCCCUGGUAAGUAUUACCCGAAAAAAUUACGUUUUGAGGAUAUUUUGCAAACAUAUCUAACAUUGUUUUGCUGAAUUGUGUGUUACCUGUAAUUACUUUAUUUUCACUUUGUAUCAAAUAGUCAAUCAUAGUAAGAAGACUGAUAAAUUAAAACAAAAUAUUUAGUUGAUAGAGUUUAUUUUCGUUGAAUUACUUAUUGUUUAAGUAUAUUUGCAUCAUUAAUUUUGUAACUCAUUUAUAAUAUUAAAAAAGUGUAAACUUUAA